Molecule: messenger RNA, 2369 nt
Organism: Brassica rapa (field mustard)
Lineage: Eukaryota; Viridiplantae; Streptophyta; Magnoliopsida; Brassicales; Brassicaceae
Product: transcription factor TGA10
Biological process (GO): regulation of DNA-templated transcription; DNA-templated transcription
Molecular function (GO): DNA-binding transcription factor activity; sequence-specific DNA binding
Source: RefSeq, a predicted model, not a curated record
AAUGGAACAGAUCAAUCAUUUUACUUGUUCAUACUCGCUAGUGGUUUUUAUCCAUUGAAUGUAAGUAAGACCUGUUAAUUGAUCAUUAGUAUUUUAAUUAGUCUUCUUAUAAUAUGAUAUCUCUUGGAAUUGAAAACUGUAUACUGUAUUUUAAAAGUUUGAAGAAUAUAGUUGAACAAUAAGGGAAUACAAUAAUGAUUUAGAAAACAAACAAAAGAUAUUUAUACAAGUUUGUUAUCAACAAUUUUUAUCUAGAGAGAGAGGGAUGGAAAAGGACAUGUUCUUGACCGCUUUAUCAGAAUAUUUUUCUUGGGUUUACACAAAAACAAAGUCGUCUUCUAAUAUUUUAAGGUAGAGAAUAUAUAAAAUUAUAUUAAGAAAGCAACAAAAAUAAUUAUAAAAAGCACAAAAAUAGAAAAUAAAGGAGUUUGUCUUUUGCUUCUCUUCUCCAGUCUCCAUAAUUCUCCAAUAUCAUCACCCUCUCCAAUACAAUAUAAACCGACCUCUCUCUAUAUUUCUCUCUGUAAACACCAAAAGUAGCAUUAAAUGCUCCGUUACAUAAGCUCUAUCUCUUUCUAAGAAUAUAAAGAUAAAAAAUUAUAGUUAUAUAGGCGAAGAAUUAAGCAGAUAUCACCUAGUGAUCAAAAACCACCGUCAUCAUCAUAAGUUGCUGCCUCAGGAGUAGACCAACAUAAAGAGAUAGAUCAUCAAUCUCUCUUCUAUCAUCAUCUUUCUGCUGUUACUAUCACACUCCCUCAAACAUCAUCAGAUGCAAGGUCAUCACCAGAAUCAUCAUCAGCAGUUAUCAUCAGCCUCAGCCACGUCUUCCAGUGGAAACUUCAUGAACAAAGAUGGGUAUGAUCUUGGAGAGAUAGACCCAUCACUCUUCCUCUAUCUUGAUGGACAAGGACAUCAUGAUCAACCAUCAACUGCUCCUUUACCUCAUCAUCACACAACUCAGAAUUUGGCUAUGAGACCUCCAACAUCGACGCUCAACAUCUUUCCAUCUAAGCCGAUGCACAUAGAGCCGCCUCCUUCUUCUUCUACACCAAAUGCUGUUGCACCUAGUGGUUCGACUCGACCAUCUUCCGAGCCAUCCAUGGACUUGACCAAUCAUUCUCAGUUUCAACUUCCUCAACCUUCUAAAUCAAUCAAGAAAGAAGGGAACCGCAAGGGUCUUGCCUCAUCAGACCAUGACACACCAAAAUCAUCAGACCCUAAGACAUUGAGAAGACUAGCACAGAACAGAGAAGCAGCAAGGAAAAGCAGAUUACGAAAAAAAGCUUAUGUUCAGCAACUUGAGUCAUGCAGGAUUAAACUGACCCAACUAGAACAAGAGAUUCAACGGGGCGUAUUCUAUGGAGGGUCGCUUAUAGGAGGAGAUCAACAGCAAGGUGGGAUGCCCAUUGGUCCCGGCUACACGAGCUCAGCAGAAGCAGCGGUGUUCGAUAUGGAAUACACGAGAUGGUUGGAGGAGCAGCAGAGGCUGUUAACCGAACUAAGGGUGGCGACACAAGAGCACUUGGCCGAGAACGAGCUUAGGAUGUUUGUAGACACUUGUUUGGCUCACUAUGACCAUUUGAUUAACCUCAAGGCCAUGGUCGCUAAGACCGAUGUGUUCCACCUCAUUUCUGGCGCUUGGAAAACUCCAGCCGAGCGUUGUUUCUUGUGGAUGGGUGGUUUCCGCCCAUCUGAGAUUAUUAAGGUGAUUGUGAACCAAAUAGAACCGUUGACAGAGCAACAGAUAGUUGGGAUUUGUGGUCUGCAACAGUCCACACACGAGGCUGAAGAGGCUCUCUCGCAAGGCCUCGAGGCAUUGAAUCAAUCGCUUUCCGAUAGUAUUGUAUCCGACUCUCUCUCGCCUGCCUCUGCACAACUUCCUCCUCAUCUAUCGAAUUUCAUGUCACACAUGUCCUUGGCUCUCAACAAACUCUCUUCCCUCGAGGGCUUUGUUCUUCAGGCGGAUAAUCUGAGGCACCAAACAAUCCAUAGGUUGAACCAACUGUUGACCACACGUCAAGAAGCACGUUGUAUUCUAGCCGUUGCAGAGUACUUCCACCGUCUCCAGGCUCUAAGUUCUCUCUGGUUAGCCCGUCCACGCCAAGACGGAUGAUAAAAUAAAGCAAGAGCAUAGGUUGAUUAGUUAGCCAGCUUGACCUCUUUAUAAUAUAUUAUUGUCUCUCGAUCUACAGACCUUAAUUAGGAAAUUUGUUUGGAGUCUUUUUGUUAUAUGAUUCUUAUUAUAUAUUUGUUUAAAAGAUGCAGAUGAUGAUAGACAAGUCCAUACCUUUAAUUCCUCCUUGUGCAUAUGACAUUUAGACUUGUUUUUCGAUCCAAACACAAUAACAUACAUACUGAUGACUUGUUUA